GCUGGCCUUAUUGUCAUCAACCCAGUCAGCCACAGCGAACACUCUAGAGUCAGUCAUUGCUUUCCUGUAUCCUUACUUGUGCUUCUUCCAUUGCAUGCCUCAAGAUCUACACUGGACAAAUCUCAGCCAUGAGUGAUGAUGAAGACCAAUAUCAGCUCUUCCUGGAUUUAUUUAAUGAAACCUAUGACACAACUGACUCAAGCUACGUGGUCAGUAAAACUGUCCAGCUAUGUGCAAAGACGCCUGUCAACCAAUUUGGUGCAAAAUUCAUCCCGUUUUUCUACUACGUCAACUUCCUCCUGAGUUACAUUGGUAACGGGCUUGUCCUUUUCAUCAUCUACAAGUAUGAGAAGUUGAAUACAGUGACAAACAUCUUCCUCCUGAAUUUGGUUCUCUCCAACAUUCUGUUUGCCUCCAGUCUCCCUUUCUGGGCCACAUAUCAUCUGUCUGAGUGGAUUUUUGGCAUGGUUCUGUGUAAGAUGGUCAGUAGUGCAUACUUCAUUGGUUUCUACAGCUCCAUCCUUUUCCUCACACUCAUGACAUUUGACCGAUACCUUGCAGUGGUACAUGCAGUGGCAGCUGCCAAAAGCAGGAAAAAGGCUUAUGCCUUCAUUGCCUCAGUGACAGUUUGGUGCGUGAGUGUUGCAGCAAGUGUAAAAGAGCUGGUUCUUAGAAAUGUGUGGAAGAAUCCAUUAAAUGGACUGAUGUGUGAAGAGUCUGGAUUUCCUGAGAGCACCAUGGACCGCUGGCACCUUGUCAGUUACUACCAACAAUUUCUUCUCUUCUUCCUCCUCCCCCUAAUUCUGGUGAUGUACUGCUACAUCAGCAUCACAGUGCGCAUCCUGUCCACCCGCAUGAAGGAAAAGUGCCGCACCAUUAAGCUAAUAUUUGUCAUCAUCUUCACAUUCUUCACCUGUUGGACGCCCUACAAUGUUGUCAUCCUCCUUCGAGCUAUUCAGAUUUCCAGCACCAGUGACGAAGUAUCAUGUUCUGAGUCAGACAACUUGGACUAUGCCUUGUAUGUGACCCGAAACAUAGCUUAUUUGUAUUGUUGUAUCAGUCCUGUGUUUUACACAUUUGUGGGGAAGAAGUUCCAGAGUCAUUUUAAAAGGCUAAUGACAAAGAAGAUUCCCUGUCUGAAGAGACACAUUAACCUCAGCAGCCAGAGCACCAGAACUACGUCACAGAGGUCACCACACUCUGCUUAUGAAUACUAAACACACACAUACAUGUUGGUCUUACUAUUGUUGUGGAGGCACUCAUUGAUGUAAGGCCUUCUCUAACACUUACCCUAACCCUAACUAUCACAACUAAAUGCCUAAUGCAAACCCAUAGCCUCACCCUAAGUUAAAUCUGAUUCUUGUUUUCUCAAUGCUUGUUUCCUGUCAGACGCCUCAAUACUGUAAAAUCACUUAACAAUGAAAUCUUCUUUUUAUCAUGUUAGAUAGGUUUGUCACUAUCCAGACUACUUAAUCAUCUAGUUCUGACAUUCAAAUCCUUUAAUCAUUUGUCAUCACACACAAUAUGCAUUAGCAAGGCUAGGACUAAGGUGAUUCUAUACUUUUCUUGUCAUCAACAUGAGUGACAAGGCCAAAAGCAACAAUGUAUUUCUCUGUGUUUUGUUACUUUCUAGCUCUCAGUCCCAAGCCUUUGUGUUCCCACUGGAGAGAUAUAUCUUCAAAAACUCACCAUAGUUAUUUUUUAUUGUUUAAAAAGCCUUGAAUGUAUUAGCCUAAACUACUGGAUCAUUUGGCCUUUAGGCAGCACUAUUCAAACACCGGCCAGUAGGAGCUUUAAUGCCACAUGAAAGUUAAGCCAGCAGCUCUGUGACAGACAAACAGUUUUUGGGAAACUAUAAUAACAGGUUGCCUUUCUCAAGGAACUUAGUGAUUCAGUGGUAGUAAUCCCUUAUUGUUGAUUUAUUGUGUAUUAGUUUAUUUGUAGAAAUAUUCAAACAUACUGUUAUACACUCUUCGUGCUUGCGCUUACAAACUUUUAAAGUUUUGAAAUAAAGUCUUACAUCAAGCUGC
This is a messenger RNA of Amphiprion ocellaris (clown anemonefish), 2030 nucleotides long. It is a transcript of the gene ccr12a, whose product is annotated as chemokine (C-C motif) receptor 12a. The transcript has 2 exons. Gene Ontology annotation, cellular component: membrane. Lineage: Eukaryota; Metazoa; Chordata; Actinopteri; Pomacentridae. The record is from RefSeq and is a predicted model, not a curated record. Gene Ontology annotation, biological process: immune response; chemotaxis; G protein-coupled receptor signaling pathway. Bases 129 to 1217 code for a protein of 362 amino acids. Gene Ontology annotation, molecular function: chemokine receptor activity.